AUGGCAAUGAGAAAAUGGUUGGUUCUGCUUGCAAAAGAACCACUGUGGGUCAAGGGUGUUCACCGUUAUGGUCAAAGUGAGGUCGUCCUCGUCGUCAGGGUUGAAUUGACUGAACCCUGUAUCAAGCCCAUCUGCGGGAAUGCAUGGGUUUUCCAGGCUGGAUUGUGUGAGCGUGUGAUUGAGACUGUGGAACUCGAACAUGAUUCUAUCUCCGAUAUUGGCGUUCAAUUGGCGCGGCACAAACACACGGUUCCGACCACCGACAGCGACGUGGUGAAUGUUCUGAUCAUUGUCGCCCCCCACCUCAAAAGUGAACUCCUGGUCCAGGCUUCCAAAUGUCAGAUCAGCAUGAAUUAG
Molecule: messenger RNA, 357 nt
Organism: Aspergillus melleus
Lineage: Eukaryota; Fungi; Ascomycota; Eurotiomycetes; Eurotiales; Aspergillaceae
Exons: 1
Coding region: 1-357 (118 amino acids)
Source: RefSeq, a predicted model, not a curated record